AUGCCACCAGUGCAUCUUCUCACCGGUCUCCUUGCAGCAGCAGCUUGCAUAAGCAGCGUAGCUGCUGUCCCACAAGCUCCAAAAACUUGUACCUAUACCUACCGACUCCAGGAACUCGCAAACCUCCCCCCGGGGUACGGUAAAGACUGGAAGAAGGUGCAGCAAGAUCUCUGCACCAAGUUUGGUGCUCGUUGGGACCCAAACAACGGCUUUUGUUAUAUUUCAAAAUCGCUGUCAGACAAAAUUUUACAUCUUGACGUCCAGCCUGAUCCCGAUAAACCCGGUCUCAAGCCUAUCAAUGUCCGAGCCAAGUAUAUCGAUGUCUUUCCCCCCAACUGUAACUGA
This is a messenger RNA of Bipolaris maydis ATCC 48331, 345 nucleotides long. RefSeq lists its product as uncharacterized. Lineage: Eukaryota; Fungi; Ascomycota; Dothideomycetes; Pleosporales; Pleosporaceae. The record is from RefSeq and is a predicted model, not a curated record.